AUGGCACCCACGUCGGCGCUCACGCACUGCAUCGUAUGCGUUCUGCGUUGCAAGUACAUUGCAUAUGCACCAUAUGCACCAUCGCGGUGGAGAGUUCUGGGGGAGUUUCAAAUCCUAAACCUGCGCCUGACCGAGGGUUCCGCUGACUCUGUUGGAACCUCUGUCUGGGAUUCAUCUGUUGUCGGCUCGGUAUGCUGCCACAGCAGGUGGUGUUUCAACCACACAGCUAUCGUCCUGUCUUUCUCCUGCUGCACAACGCAGACACCAGGCGAGACACAGGACACACUGAAAGCGGUAAUUUGA
Molecule: messenger RNA, 303 nt
Organism: Sporothrix schenckii 1099-18
Lineage: Eukaryota; Fungi; Ascomycota; Sordariomycetes; Ophiostomatales; Ophiostomataceae
Exons: 1
Coding region: 1-303 (100 amino acids)
Source: RefSeq, a predicted model, not a curated record